This is a messenger RNA of Pelobates fuscus (common spadefoot toad), 1650 nucleotides long. RefSeq names its product transmembrane protein 68 (gene TMEM68). Lineage: Eukaryota; Metazoa; Chordata; Amphibia; Anura; Pelobatidae. The transcript is spliced from 8 exons. The record is from RefSeq and is a predicted model, not a curated record. Bases 379 to 1371 code for a protein of 330 amino acids. Gene Ontology annotation, molecular function: acyltransferase activity.
CACCCUGUGCAUGGGCUCCUCGUGACAUGGCCAUUGAUGAACACUUCCUUGUUAUAAGCACACAGGGCAAGAUACAGGAAAUUGAUUUGGAGAGCAGGGCAUGCUGGGAGUACUCCUUUGUAUGAGCACAGCUAGUAGUGGCACAAGCUGCAGCCUUGGCAGUACACUAACAUGCCAGAUCAAUGUAGAUGAUGCCACUUUCUUACCAAAAAUGCCAGUUAGAAGCUGCCCUGUAAAACCUUGGUUAUUUAAGAUGCCAUAAUCCUCAGCCUACAGAACACAAUGUUCAGCUGACCCAGGCAUGUGAGCUGCCUUCUAAUGUGAAGAAGUGUCUGUGGAGCCUGGCAACUAUUCCGUGAUUUGGCUUUUGUACAGAAGAUGGAGGCCAGUAAUGAGUCAUGCGUUGUGGAACCAUCGCUCACUUAUCUGACUUGCGUCAUGCAGUUGUGCUUGAAGUGGAUAGAAAUGGAUAAUCUGGAAGACUACUUGAACUAUGUAGCCUAUCUCUUGUGGGUCUUCACACCACUCAUAAUAGUAUUCAUAUUACCCUUAUUCUUUAUCCUAUUUUUUUACCUCUCCAUCCUCUUCCUCCAAGUAUACAAGCGAAAAAACGAGUUGAAAGAGGCUUAUUCAAACAGUAUAUGGGAUGGCGCACGGAAAACGCUGGCAACUCUUUGGGAUGGGCAUGCUACAAUAUGGCAUGGUUAUGAAAUCCAUGGUCUCGAGAAACUACCUGAUGAUGGACCUGCUCUGAUUGUGUACUACCAUGGAGCACUUCCUGUGGACUAUUAUUACUUUGUGACAAAGGUUAUUCUACUCAAGGGAAUAGCCAUUCACUCUGUGGCGGAUCACUUUCUUUUCAAACUACCUGGAUUUAGGCCAUUGCUUGAGCUAUUUAAUGUGAUCCAUGGACCAAAGGAGGAAUGUGUGAAGUCUCUGAAAAAUGGCCACAUCUUGGCUAUCUCACCAGGCGGAGUACGAGAGGCACUAUUUAGUGAUGAAAACUAUGUCCUCGUUUGGAGGAAUCGCACAGGUUUUGCACAAGUGGCCAUUGAUGCUAAAGUGCCCAUCAUCCCUAUGUUCACGCAAAACAUACGUGAAGGAUUUCGAUCACUUGGAGUCUUGCGGGUAUCCAGAUGGCUUUAUGAAAGGUUCAAGUUUCCACUUGUUCUUAUUUAUGGAGGCUUUCCGGUGAAACUCCGUACAUACCUUGGUGAUCCUAUCCCUUAUGAACCAAAUAUUACUCCUGCUGAGCUAGCGGAGAAGACAAAGAAUGCAAUACAAUCACUGAUCGCCCAGCACCAAAAAAUACCUGGAAACAUAUUUCAGGCCCUUCUGGAAAGAUUUCACAGCCGACAUAAAGAGGACUAAAGUGCACAUGUAGAUAUGUCUCGGUUCAUUGUACUUUUUUGAUUUGGUGUCGGGUGUAUAUAUAUUUUUGGGGGGGUAAGACAUUAUGUAUCUUACCUCAACAAUUAAAUAUUAUUAGAUCUGUAAAACAAAAGGUCAGAAGACUGUUCGCUGGUUGUGUUUGUGUUAACUGCUCAAUCAUUUUAUCAGAUGGGCAUUUUGGGUGUGGGGCACAUUGGGGAGAAUUUUUAAUUAUUAUUUUUUCAUUGCUAUGCACUUUGUAUAUCUGUUAAUAGGGAU